UGCGGCAUCCUGACAGUCAGUGAGCAACGAAGAAGAGCCAAGAAAGACAGCCACAUCGAGACAGCAUGCUACUCAUAAACGUACACAUUCUAACUACUACUAUUUAGAUUAGCAACAGAAUUUCACCUUUGUCUUAUUUUUCUUUUGUUUGUCUUGCCAUUCCAUCUCAACACCGGCUUUGCUUGAGCGUAAAGAUGCCAGUCCAGUGUAGCAGCUGUGCUGAAAAGCGUGCUGUGCUGAAACGUCCCAAAACGGGCCACUCGCUCUGUAAGGAGUGCUUCUUUUGGGCCUUUGAGGAAGAAGUGCAUCAAACCAUUGUGGCAGCAAAUCUAUUCAAACCCGGUGAGGCCGUUGGGAUUGCAGCUUCUGGUGGCAAAGACUCCACAGUUCUCGCACACGUGAUGAAGCUCCUGAAUGAGAGGUACUCGUACGGCUUGAAUCUCAUGCUUCUCUCCGUGGACGAGGGCAUCACUGGUUAUAGAGAUGACUCUUUGGAGACUGUGAAGAGGAACCAGCAACAGUAUGAGCUGCCACUGAAGAUCGUGUCGUACGAGGAGCUAUACGGCUGGACCAUGGAUGCCAUUGUGAAGCAAGUGGGACUGAAAAAUAACUGCACUUUCUGUGGCGUUUUCAGACGACAGGCACUUGAUAGAGGAGCAGUCAUGCUGAAAGUGGAUAAGAUUUGCACAGGUCACAAUGCCGACGAUGUUGCGGAAACGGUGUUGAUGAAUGUCUUACGAGGGGACAUCGCCCGUCUACGCCGCUGUACAGCCAUCUCAACGAACAGUGAGGGCGACGGUGUCGUGCCACGCUGCAAGCCUCUCAAAUACGCGUACGAGAAAGAGAUCGUUUUGUAUGCCUAUUUCAAAAAGUUGGACUAUUUUACCACCGAAUGCAUCUACUCCCCCAACGCUUAUCGCGGCUAUGCACGGACUUUUUUAAAAGAUCUAGAGAGCAUACGUUCCAGCUCCAUCAUUGAUAUCAUCCAUUCAGGGGAAAAUCUUUCCAUACGGGAGGAUGUGAAGAUGCCUGUGCAGGGUAUCUGCAGCAAGUGUGGCUAUAUCUCUAGUCAGAUGUUGUGUAAGUCAUGUGUGCUGCUGGAGGGUCUGAACAGGGGCCUGCCCAAGCUGGGUAUUGGAAAACACCAUCGAUUGCAUGAGAAAAUUGUCAACAAUGAGCCACUUACUGAAAAGGAGGAGAGAAAGUUAAAAGUCGUUGACAUUUGACAAAUGUGACAUUUUUACAUGAAAAUGAACAUUUGUUAUGAACUUGAGCUCUGCCUUUAUGUAUUCAUUUGGAUAAAUCUUUUGCAUUUUAUGUUGUCAUUCGUACCGUUGCUCAGCUGUCAUUAUGACUUAAAUCGGUCAGUAAUUACUCACUGAUACUUGUAUCCUUUCUUUUUGAAAAUAGAAACACAUGAAUAUACCAUUGGAUAACGUCCCUGGUAUUUUCCAACAAAGUAUUUAAUA
Corythoichthys intestinalis (scribbled pipefish) is the source of this 1469-nucleotide messenger RNA. RefSeq names its product cytosolic thiouridylase subunit 1 homolog (S. pombe) (gene ctu1). Gene Ontology annotation, biological process: tRNA wobble position uridine thiolation. The record is from RefSeq and is a predicted model, not a curated record. NCBI's taxonomy places the organism in Eukaryota, Metazoa, Chordata, Actinopteri, Syngnathiformes, Syngnathidae. Gene Ontology annotation, cellular component: cytosolic tRNA wobble base thiouridylase complex; mitochondrion. The coding region runs from base 195 to 1226 and encodes 343 amino acids. Gene Ontology annotation, molecular function: tRNA binding. The transcript is spliced from 3 exons.